AUCAUAAUUAGCAACUGGCAGGCGAUGAUUCUCAUCCGAGCUCCCACUCGUAACCCAAUAUCUCUGUACUGACAGUAAGAAUCAACAAAUUCUUUCUUCCUUCCAUUUCCAUUUCCAUUUCCACUUCCAUCCAUGUCUGCGCUACCUUCUACGGCGGCUCUUCAGUUUCUCCCACACCUUCCAUUGCUAAAACCUGAAGUUCCUCUUCUUUAUUGCUGUUCUUGCGCUUCUGCUGCAACCACUUCCUCCGCCGUCUCCACUUCCGCCGCUUCGAUGCGCCCAAUUGGCCCUCUUAUCCAUCCCGUUUUGCUCUUCGACAGCUUCGACAGCUUCGACACCCCACUGGACACCCAAACUUUUCUUGCUACUUUCAGUGUUUUGGUUGCCAUUUCUCUCUCCCUCUUUCUUGGUCUUAAGGGUGGUCCUGUGCCAUGUGAGCGUUGUGCUGGAAAUGGUGGCACAAAAUGUGUUUUCUGCGACAAUGGUAAGAUGCAGCAACAGUCAGGAUUAGUUGACUGCAAAGUGUGUAAAGGUGCAGGAUUGAUCUUCUGCAAAAAGUGUGGGGGUUCUGGAUAUUCCAGACGGCUUUGAACCUUCAAGUGAAAGGUUUCUCGACGUGCAAUGUAAUUUCUGACAUUGUAUUUCAACUUACGCAGGGUAACUAUUCCAUUUAUUGGUAUCAUUGAGUCCUAUAAAUAGUUUCUCCUUCAUUAGAGGGCUGUCCAAUUGUUUGUUUCAUUUUCUUAUGUAAAUUAGUUUUCCUAUAAAAGAUGAAAAGGGGAUAAAAGUAAAGUCGAGUUAGGGGUAUCCAAUUCUCUCUCUGGAAAUACAUAUAUAUUAUAUUUCAACAAA
Molecule: messenger RNA, 852 nt
Organism: Benincasa hispida (wax gourd)
Lineage: Eukaryota; Viridiplantae; Streptophyta; Magnoliopsida; Cucurbitales; Cucurbitaceae
Product: thylakoid lumenal P17.1 protein
Source: RefSeq, a predicted model, not a curated record